AUGGCAACACAAACUACGACCAAGACUGAAGGCCUAUACUUGCAUGGGCCCAAGGAGUUACAUCUCGAAAGCAGAGAUCUCGAGGCUCCUCAACCUGACGAGGUGCAAAUAGCCAUCCGUUCCAACACAAUCUGCGGCUCAGACCUCCAUUACUUUAGCCAAUUUCGAAAUGGCGAUAUUACCGUGCAAGAGCCUCUAUGUCUUGGGCACGAGUCUGCGGGUGAAAUCAUUGCGCUGGGCUCUGACGUGCACAAGACUCAGCCACAUCUCCAGCAAGGCGACAUCGUGGCCAUCGAAUGCGGCGUCCCCUGCGGAGAAUGUGAUGUGUGCAAGUCGAAGCGUUACAAUAUUUGUCCGCAACUGAGAUUCCGCAGCUCGGGCUCAAAGUUUCCUCAUUACCAAGGAACCCUGCAAAAGAGAAUCAACCAUCCUGCCCAGUGGGUGCACAAACUUCCAGACGCCCUCGACUGUGAGGUCGGAGCUUUACUGGAACCUCUGGCCGUUGCCGUGCAGGCUGUGGCCAAGGCCGAGAAGUUUGCUUUGCCUUCUGUCCACGAGAGCUGCCUGGUCUUUGGCGCCGGCGCCGUCGGGCUCUUGUGCUGUCUUGCUGCGCGGGCGUCAGGAUGGAAGCGCAUAGUCAUUGCUGACAUUGAUCAGCAGAGGCUCCUCUUUGCCAUGGAUCAUGGCUUUGCUGAUGCUGCGUACCUCGUUAAGCGGCCCAAGGCUCUCGAUCCUACAAAUAAGAUGGCUGUUGCCAAGGAAACUGCGGAACAGAUCGCCAAGAUGGAUUGGCCGGACACAGGUUCGCGAGUUGGCCGGCUGCAGGUGGUUUUUGAAUGCACUGGCGUACAAUCCUGUAUCCAAGCGUCUUUCUAUGCUACCGUGUCGGGAGGUGCAGUCAUCUCGAUUGGCCUGGGAUUUCCCGUGCAUGAGAUACCAAUGUCAGAAAUGAUGACGAGAGAAGUCGCACUGAUUCCAACUUGGCGAUAUGCUGCAUGCUAUGAAAGGGCGAUUGACACAGCUAUCGCGUCAGUAACGGGGAAGAAAGAUGGACCAAAACUCCCGGAUAUCCGAAAGCUCAUUACUCAUCGCUUCCAGGGUCUUCAAUCUGUGGCAGAAGCAUUUGAUGUAGCGCUGGCAACUCGUGAUAAGCACGGCACUGCUGUGAUCAAAGCAGUGAUCAAUCUUUGA
Pestalotiopsis fici W106-1 is the source of this 1191-nucleotide messenger RNA. RefSeq lists its product as uncharacterized. Gene Ontology annotation, molecular function: L-iditol 2-dehydrogenase (NAD+) activity; zinc ion binding. The transcript is spliced from 2 exons. NCBI's taxonomy places the organism in Eukaryota, Fungi, Ascomycota, Sordariomycetes, Amphisphaeriales, Sporocadaceae. Gene Ontology annotation, biological process: D-sorbitol catabolic process. The record is from RefSeq and is a predicted model, not a curated record. The coding region runs from base 1 to 1191 and encodes 396 amino acids.